Molecule: messenger RNA, 1050 nt
Organism: Trichomonas vaginalis G3
Lineage: Eukaryota; Parabasalia; Trichomonadida; Trichomonadidae
Product: sialidase 1 (lysosomal sialidase) family
Exons: 1
Coding region: 1-1050 (349 amino acids)
Biological process (GO): oligosaccharide catabolic process; ganglioside catabolic process
Cellular component (GO): intracellular membrane-bounded organelle; membrane; cytoplasm
Molecular function (GO): exo-alpha-sialidase activity
Source: RefSeq, a predicted model, not a curated record
AUGUUUUUGUUUCUGAACUUAGCAUCAGCUGUUGGUCCAGAACCAAGUGAAGAAUAUCUGAUAUUUAACAGUGCAUCUAUCAAGGGUGGUGGAUGCUAUCGAAUUCCAUCUUUGGUUACUGCGAAAAAUGGAACAGUGAUUGCCUUCAUUGAUCUCAGACCAGGUAGCUGUGGAGAUCUUAACUAUGACAAUAAAAUCAAAAUUGCAGCAAGACACAGUUACGAUGAUGGUGUCACAUGGAGUGAUGAAAGAAUGGUUGCUGAUUAUGGUGAUAAUCUCUCCUCUUCAGAUUCUUCAUCUAUUCUCAAUACACAAACUGGUGAAAUUGUUGUGUUGUACAAUUUUUGGAAUUACAAUACAGAAAAAGGAAUUUAUAAGCAGCACGUCAAGAUAUCAUCAGAUAAUGGUGAAACAUGGGGCGAACCUAUCGAUAUCACAGAUCAAAUUGCUCCACCAGAUUCCCAGAAUCAUUUCAAGUUCAUAACAUCUGGCAAAGGUGCCCAAGCAAAGACUGGCUACUUAUAUCAAGCUCUCGUUGAUGUUUCUGCUGGAAAUUCUGUUUAUCUCAUUGAAUCAAAGAAUGGCGGAAGAAAUUGGACAAGAAUCGAUGUCAGGUGCCAAGUUGCUGAUGAAACAACUCUUAUACCUCUAGAAAACGGAAACAUUCUUCUUAAUGCCCGUACAUUUGACCACCAUCGCAGAUUCUUUGAAAUUGAUCCAGUAAAUCAGAAACUUGUCAAACAAGAAGAUAGACCUGAUUUGGUAGACCCGAACUGCGAUGCUGGCUUCAUGAAGUAUUAUUACGGAAAAUCAAAUAUCGUUUUCUUCUCCAACGCAAAUAACGCUGGUGGUAGAUCAAACAUGACAAUCAAGUACUCACUUGAUGAUGCUAAGACAUUCUCAAGCGGAAAGGUUGUUCAGCCAGGUGGUGGUGGAUAUUCUUCUAUCACUGUAAACAGAAAGUAUGAAGUAGUCAUGUUAUACGAGAAUCCAGGAAAGAAUGGCAUCACUGUGAGAAACUUACCAAUGAAUUGGGUUUUGAAUCAAUAA